This is a messenger RNA of Toxorhynchites rutilus septentrionalis, 6582 nucleotides long. RefSeq names its product aryl hydrocarbon receptor nuclear translocator homolog (gene tgo). Gene Ontology annotation, cellular component: aryl hydrocarbon receptor complex; nucleus; cytoplasm. The transcript has 13 exons. The record is from RefSeq and is a predicted model, not a curated record. Gene Ontology annotation, molecular function: DNA-binding transcription factor activity, RNA polymerase II-specific; protein dimerization activity; RNA polymerase II cis-regulatory region sequence-specific DNA binding. The coding region runs from base 1515 to 4061 and encodes 848 amino acids. Gene Ontology annotation, biological process: regulation of transcription by RNA polymerase II. Lineage: Eukaryota; Metazoa; Arthropoda; Insecta; Diptera; Culicidae.
UUCGUCGUGAACGGACGUUUUCCUUCCCUGAGAGUAUAGGGCGCGUAGGAGAGUAACGAGAGUGAGCGAGUGUGUUUGUUAGGAGUUGUUAGGAAACUCUCGUCGCAGCCAGUGACGGUUGUCGGGAAAAUCGUGAAUUUGUAUAUUUGCACACAUCUGAGGAAAACGGAAGAUUUUUCCUCCGAAACGCGCGAUUGAUAGUUUUUAAUUCGCGUAUCAAUGUGCUGUUUCUGUUGUUGUUCUUGUUGUUGCUGCUGCUGAUAGUUCUGCGUUGUUGUUUAUCGGUAAUUCGCAAUUCGAUGAAAUAUCUAACGGUGAAGGAAGGAGGAGUGAUAGUGUUGGCGGAAAAUCUGCUCCGCGGCGUCCACUAACAACGGCAGCCUCUGUGCCAAUUCAACUGGGCGAAGAAAAACGAUGAAAACUAAAUCAAAGAAAUAAAAGCGCCCAGCGAAAAAAGAAGCGAAGAAGUGAUGUGUGCAGUGUCGGUGUGUAUGCGCGGGGAGAAAAGAAGAAAGAAAAGAUUAUAAUAAUGAUGGAAAAAUUAAAAUAAAAUGAAAUUAUGAUAAUAGCGGAAAAAGGAGAGAAAAAAUAAACUGAACCGUCUGGGAUGAAUGUGUGUGAGGCGAAGAAAAACAGCUUAAAAUCCUAUUAGAGCUUCAGCGCAGAGCUCUUCUCGACGGCCCCGGGAGGGAAGAAGCCUUCACAGAGUGUGAUCAACCACCGGAGGUUCUAAGCACGCUACCAAGUGCAGACGUCUCAUCUCUCUAAUAUGCCCACCGUCUUCUGAUGAGUCUGGAACGAACGCGGCGUGGCGGCAGCGGAGAAAAAGUUGUUUCUACGAUCAUUUGUGCGUCAGGAGAGGAGGGGCCCGGGCGCUGUUUGAUGCACAGAUUUUCGCAAGUGAAAUUAUAGCAAGAAUUGCACCGAGUUUAUUGUUUAUAUAAAAAUAGUUAUCAUAAAAUUAAAUAUUAAUAAAGAGCAGAACAAGUGAACAUUAAGCAGAACCUCGUCCGGGUUUCCAUAAUUGGGUUGGCUGCCGAGUGUGGGAGAGAAAAGCAGAGCGAGCGAAAAUCAGUGUAAACAUAAAUUGUGCGAAGUUAUGAUUUCAUGUGUAUAAUUUUUGAUAAUAAAUUUUUAUUGGGAAAUAUUGUUAUUGUAAUCAAAUUCAGAUCGCAAAAGGCUUCGCUCGGUUGGCGGCCGAGCUUCAUGAUUGCUGCGUGCUGUGAACGGGAAAAAAGAUUUAUAACAGGGAAAUAAAGCGAGAGCCAAACGUAAAGAGGCAUAAAGCAAAUAGAGAAUUAAACAGAUUAAUUAUAUCGGGCACCAGCGCGGUCCUGAUAAGUGCGCGCGUUCCGCCGCGAUACAGUGUUAUUAACCAAUAAAAAGCGCCCUGCGAGAGUGCCGCGGCUCUCGGCUCGCAGAAACUACCGAACACCGCGAAAAUUUCCGCCCUACUCGACGCCCGCACGGUUCCACAAAAAUUCUGCAAACUGGAACCAUAUGACGUAAGCACGAUGUAUGCGUACGCGCAGGGUGGAUCGCAAGGUCCGCCUCAUUACGCCACCCCGACCAAUGCGUAUCUGCCGGCGACGCAUCAUCCUGCCUAUCCACCGUAUCACGCGGGUCCAUCGACGCCACCGUCGACGAUCACGUCCUACAACAACGUCCCCGGGCCGUCGUCGCUGCUAGGGCACCACUAUGGCUCGCCGCAUCACAUGCCUCCGCCGCCACCGCCCCUACCGACGGCAACCCACACCUCGUCGUCGGCGGCGGCCGCCGCGGCAGCAGCAGCAGCAGCCGCCGCCGCUGUGGCGGCCGGAGUCAGCCCGAUGCAAACGGACCCGCAGCUGACGGACCUGAACCCGCAGUUGGGAAUACCCAAGCGAAGAAGAUCUGAUGAGGAGAGUGCCAGUGGUAACAAAUACAACAGAAUGGAAGAGGACAACGUUCAGGACAAGGAACGCUUCGCAAGUAGAGAAAACCAUUGCGAGAUCGAGCGGCGGAGGCGAAACAAAAUGACCGCCUACAUCACGGAACUGUCGGACAUGGUCCCAACCUGUAGUGCCCUAGCCCGGAAGCCGGACAAACUGACGAUCCUGCGGAUGGCGGUGGCGCACAUGAAGGCGUUAAGAGGAACCGGGAACACCAAUACCGAUGGAUCCUACAAACCUUCGUUUCUUACCGAUCAGGAGCUUAAGCACCUGAUUUUGGAAGCUGCAGAUGGAUUUCUGUUUGUGGCUGGCUGUGAUACGGGCCGUAUUAUUUACGUGUCCGACUCGGUAACACCGGUGCUGAACUAUUCCCAAAACGAGUGGUACAGUGGGAGUUUCUUCGACCACAUCCACCCGGAUGACAUCGAGAAGGUGCGGGAGCAGCUGUCCACGCAGGAACCGGCCAACAGUGGUCGGAUAUUGGAUCUCAAAACGGGCACCGUGAAGAAGGAAGGUCACCAAUCAGCAUCAAUGAGAUUAUGUAUGGGCUCGAGGAGGGGCUUCAUCUGUCGGAUGCGAAUCGGUCCCGUGACGCCGGAAUCGAUGGCGCUCGGUCAUCUUAAUAGGUUACGAAGAAAAAACUCGCUGGGACCAUCGCCCGAUGGCCACAACUACGCGGUGAUGCACUGCACCGGCUAUAUCAAAAAUUGGCCACCGACUGAUAUGUUUCCAGGUGUAACGAUCGAUCGGGGCCAGGAUGACGACCUGCACAACACCCACUGCUGUCUGGUGGCGAUAGCCCGGCUACAGAUUACCUCCUCGACUACGGCCAACGAUCUGAACGCGAACAAUCCGAACGAGUUCAUCUCGCGGCACGCCAUGUGCGGGAAGUUCACCUUCGUGGACCAGCGGGUAAUCGGGGUGCUCGGCUACCAGCCGGUGGAUCUGCUGAACAAGAGCUGCUACGACUUUUUCCAUCCGGAUGAUAUUGCCCACAUGAAGGAAAACUUCGAGCAGGUGUUGAAACAAAAAGGACAGAUGUUUUCGGUGAUGUAUAGGUUCCGGGCGAAAAACAAAGAAUGGGUGUGGAUGCGAACGCAAGCUUAUGCCUUCCUAAAUCCGUACACGGACGAUAUCGAGUAUGUCGUGUGUACCAACAGUUCAGCGAACAGAUCCCUUCACACAAGUCAUGACACGGUCGCAGUCACCGAUCCAGCCGAUGCGCCCGUCUCCUACCAGACGCCCGGUUUGGACUAUUCGAUGCCAAGUAGACGCGAGACGACACCCUCUAGUAGCAUAUACAAUCCUCACAAUUUGAUUUCACACUUGCCAUCCCAACAACCGCCAUCAGCGACAGCUGCGGCCGCUGUGGUAGCGAACGCGUCCAUCCAACGGCCCGACAGUGCGCACAACCCGGUGCAAUAUAGCUAUAAUCCAACGCCCUCCCCUAUUCAAUAUGGUUCCCCUGGUACGCCAGGCGCUUCCGGUUCUCUGGGACAUAUCUCCAAAACGAACAACACCUCGCCAACGCCGGCAGCGACCGCAUGGUCGCUACGACAGCCUCAACCCGUUACCGAAGGUUACCAGUACAGUGAACUCAGUCCGAAUCGGUCGCCCACCGGACCCACGUACACUCAGCUUAGUGCGACCGGAUCCCGCCAGACAUCGACCUACACUCCAUCGUCUGCACAACCCGGUAUUUGGAGCGGCUGGCAGGCGCACCAUCCGGCGGCCCCCGAACCGAUGCAAACCAGCAGUAGUAGCGUUGGUGGGGGUAGCAGCAGUAACAGUUCGGCCGGAGCUGCGGCACCACAUAUCGCUCAGCAGGAGAUACCCCCGGAGCACGCCCAGCACAUGCAGCAACACCAUCCGGCCCUGCAGCAUGGUCACAGUCAGCAGCACCAUGGGCACCACACCGGUCAUCCACAGCACCAUCACCCUCACCAUCCACAUCACGGGGCGGCGGCGGGACAACAUCACCACCACCAGGUGCACCACCCGGGCCAUCACCCGGGUCAACAUCCGGGCCAAGGGCACGAGCUGUCCGACAUGCUGCAGAUGCUAGAUCAGAGCGGGGCGACCUCCUUCGAGGAUCUUAAUAUCCACAUGUUCAACACGCCAUUCGAAUGAAAUUUGUUGUAUUAUGGUUAUAACAACUAUAACCAGACGGCGGCGGCUGCGGCAUCUUAUCACACGGGAGCGGGCAACGGUAGUGGUGGUGGCGGAGGAUCGGGAAUAGGUGCAGGCGGUGGUAACAGUAGCAGCAGUAAUGGUAGCAUCAGUGGGUUGGGUGGAUUCGGAACCGGGCUGGGAGGCAUUACGAACGGAAACGUUGCUGCAACCGCCGCUGCUGCCGGAGGGUUGGGCAGUUUCGGGGGCUACAUGAAUGAACAAAUGUAAAUAGGUGUCGUUUUUAAAGCGUCUAUCUAUACAUAGUAGCAAAAAAGAAGAAGAAGAAGAAAAAAAAAGCAUGAGGACGACGAGAUUUAUAUCGAGAAAACAAAUAUUAUGUAAAACGAAACAAAACAAAACGCAAAAAAAAUAAUCUGCUCGGAAGGGUUGAUUGGUGGACUAAACGUAAAAAAGCAACAAUUUUAUAUCAGAACACACACGCUCAAUAGAUGUCACCAUUCUCAAAAUAUUUAGUCACACAAAUUUGUUAUCUAAUAUGUUUAUAGGUCUCUAAUGUUGAUGAUGCUCUACCAAUCGACCAAGCCGCGGUGAAGGGAAUAUUUUAGCAACAAAUUUCUUAUUUUCUAAAUUAGGCCCUAUAAGCAAAAAAAAAUCAAAAUCAACGAACUUUUUAUGGUUAUAUGUAAAAUCAAUGGGAAAUGGUCAACGCGUGUGAGUGUGUGCGUUGACGCAGUGAGAAUUUACAAAGAACGAAUUAAAGCAAAAAUCGUUAGCUAUGAUUGUACUCUUUUAGGCUUUUUUGUUUCUUCCACAGGCAUCGAAUUAUAAAUACAUUUAAGAUUAGUUACAAAAAAAGGAAGCGGUAGCAAUAUUGUGUUCAGUUCCAAGCAGAGCUUAAUCCAGCAAACCAACAGAUUUGUUUUAAAAACACGAAAACUCUUCUCAAGUUUGUUCCCCUUCUCCUUUUUUUUAUAGGAAACUAUGCGCACUCAACACACACAUUUUAUUACACUUGUAAGUAUGAUAUUUUUAAGAAAAUCUAUUCUAGUAAGUUAUCUACCAUUAAAUCAGCAACAGAUGUGCCCAUGUUUUAUAGACGAAAAGAAAGAGGAAACAAUUAUUAUAGCUCGCAAAAGAAGAACAAAGAUUAUUUCAUUGUCAUAUUUUCAUUUAUCUAGGUGAAAAUUGAGUCAGUUCGAAUGCUGGAACAACAAAUCACAACACGCAAUUGAGUGUGAGGAACAAACUCUGAGUGUGUGUGUGUAAACAAAGUCUGUAAAAAAACGAAUGAAAACUCCAUUUUUUCAUACACACUAUAUCAUAACAACUGCAUUAUUAUGUCCGCAAAACAAACAAGAGAGGUUAAAAUAUUUCGGAAAGUGGAAAGCUACGUUCGUUAUCAAGACAACCGCAAGAAACAAAAAAAUAUAUAAGAAAUUACUAUCUAAUAAGCUGACAGAGAAACUAAAAAUUGCUAGGUCUAAAUGCUAGAGUGUAAGGAAAAUUUAAGUUUACGAGAAAUCAAACCCAUUCAACAACGAGAGGCGUCGGUAUGGAAUAUUACUUAAUUAUUUGGUUCCCAGAAGAAGAAGAAGAAGAAGAAGAAGUAUAUCCGCAUUAAUUUAGCACUAAGUUUAGUGAGAAGUGUACAUCUAGACGCUGAAUGAUUCCUACAUUAUUUCUCCGUGCAGAUGAUAGUGCUCGUAGCGAUAAGUUGAAUAUUAUCUUCCUCCACUUCAUAUGAACGCAACAACGCCAUUUGUUUCAUUCGGUUAUAUAUAUUUUUUUAUUGAAAAAGAAUUAAAAUAGAAUGCGGUUAGAGUAGCAACGAUGUUGUUGUCUAUUUCAAGACAAGUCAUCAGCGCAGUACAUAUGAUUACGGCUAAUUAUUAUUAUGAAGCAUUUAGUUUAGCACAAGCGCAAAUGAAAUAAUUUAUUUGUAAAGUAGUUGAAUUGUCCCUAAUUUCGUAAGUAAGAACGCUACCUCCGCGGUCUUUUCUCACCAAGUUGGUUUCUUCCUAAUAAUGUGUAUUUCCUGAAAAGCAAUUUAAGUCUUCAGUAAAAGAAUGAUUUUCCAAACCCUAGUAAAACAAGAAGAGUGUGUGUGUGGGCGUGUGUGAGAAUGAGUAGUGAUGGAAUGCACACGAGAACCCGCGGCGGGCAGACUCUUCGAUUGGAAAGAAUGAGAAAGAAUGCACAACGGUGGAGAAGUCAUUAGUUGAAAUUAUCUAAUUUUGUCGGGGACUUCGUGCAUCGGCGUGUGGAUCGGAUGGAAAAAAUGAUUCAUCGGGGAAAUCCUUAUCCACACUGUAAUGCUGUAGAUAGCAUAGAGUCUGCCUUCGUCUAAUGAGCAAAAGUGCACGCGCGAAUGCAGCUGAGAACGCAAACGUGAAAGAAAACUAAACAUUAGCUAUUCAUUUGUAUAAAAGAAGAUUGUAUAAGCGAAAAAUGUACUCUUUUUGAAAUAUGGAAAAGAAGAAAAAUAUCAAAAAUAAAACGAUAUAACGUUUAAUGAUGA